This is a messenger RNA of Prunus armeniaca (apricot), 1575 nucleotides long. NCBI's taxonomy places the organism in Eukaryota, Viridiplantae, Streptophyta, Magnoliopsida, Rosales, Rosaceae. The record is from the annotation of a GenBank genome assembly.
AUGACGCUGACCCAAUACGGCAUCAAAUAUGCCGUACACAUCAUCACCUCCAACUUCGGAAAUCUCGUCGCUAAAGUGUGUGAAAGUCUACUAAGAAGAGGACACUUAAGCCUGAAACAGCUAAUUGGGUUCACAGAGUUGACCCCUCAGCAAGUCAAGAACUCUCUCCUCAUUCUAAUCCAACACAAUUGCGUUCAACCCUUCUCCUUCGACCAAUCCGAGGGCCCAAAAGUCACUCAGUAUAUAGCGCUCUUCGAUAAUAUAAUCCACCGGGGGAGGUUUGCCAAAUUUCUUGCUGUUGUAUCCCAGGAACUCGAUACAGACGGUGAACUAAUUCUCAGGGAUUUGCUUGAGAAUGGUAGGCUUACACUUAAACAAAUAAUUGAAGGAGCUGAAUCAAGUAAAAGUCAAGGAGAUUCUGCAGGUAAGGAUUCUGUCCAGGAAAGCUUUCUUAAACUUGUGAACGCCCAUUUUGUUGAACGCUGCCCGGCUCCAGAACCAGUUCUUGAACAAGCUACUAAACAAGAAGGUCCUGCAAAGAAGCGAGGUGCUAAGUCUGCUAAGAUGGUUGAAGUACCCGAGACCAUUGAACAGCGUGUUAUAGCAGCAGCAGCGCCUCCGGAAGCCAUAAGAUUUUCAAUUAUGAUAGAUUCUGAAGCUGAUGCUCGUGGAGGAAAAAGUGAUAAUAUGAGUGUUGGGGAGAAGCGAAAGCAUGCUACUUUGGAAUUCGAUGCAGAAUUUGGGUCGAAUGAUGAAGUGGUUCUUUGGCGUGCCAAUUUUGAGGAAUUCAUUCGAUGUCUAAGGCAUAAGGCUUGCGUUGAGAAUGUGAGAGCACGACUGGAUGAUGAAGCUGCAGUUGUCUUAAGAGCAAUGCUUAAGGCAACUAGAACUGCAGAGAAGAAAGUUAAAACAGAAAAUUCAGUUCCUUUAUCACUUAAUACCAUUUAUGAAGAGGUAAUAAACAGUGAAGCCGGUCGUAGUUUGACUGUGGGUCGUGUCAGAGAUUUGCUCAGCGUGCUCUGUGAUUCAAGCCAAGAAAGAGAUGUAGACGAGGACGAGUCAUAUAGUGCUGACAGAUGUCUAAGUACAUUUCCUUUUCUGCAGGUGGAGUCAAUUGUUUUGAAAAGAUAUGGGAAAGAUGCUUAUACAAUGUUUAGAAUACUGUCACUUGCCGGUCGUCCAAUUGAGACGGAUAAGAUUUCAGAUAUGUCACAGUUAUCACUUGUUGAAAAGAACGAAACUCCCAAGAUUCUCUAUAACCUGUGGAAGGAUGAUUACUUGCAUAUGGAGAGAUUAGUUGUAACAGGAGCUAGACAGUCACAGUUCUUGGUGUGGAGAGUAGAUAAACCCAUAAUUUGGAAACAUGUUUUGGAUGAGAUGUUCCACACUGCCUUGAAUUUAAGUCUUCGACUGGCUUGUGAGGAGGAACGAUUCAAGGAGAUUACCGAUCUCCCAGCACACAAACUUCUCGGGGAAAUGGCGAAGCAAUGGCAACUAUACAGAAAUGUCAUUUUAGUUUUGCAAGCAUCCCUUUUGAAGCUUGAUGAUGCUCUCAUGCUCUUCCAUGACUUUUGA